AUGUCUGGAUACGACCGUGACGUCGUUGUUGACUGUCUCAAGAGGCACUAUGAGCUGCUGGUGCGCAUGGGUUACAUGGAGCCCGAGGCCGUCGAGCUCCCGCCCGCCGGCGGCUGGAGCGACGCCGAGCUUCGCGUCGAUGCUCUCCGGGCCAUGGGCCGGUCCGAGGCCGUCAUCGACUUGCUGCGGCACAUCCCAUACGUCCACGAGAACGACGACGCCGACCCCGUCGAGAUCUACACCGAGACCUUCCCGCUCCGGUACCUGCGCAGCGGGCGGUGGUUCGGCGGCAACCCUGGCGAGGACUUUGCCACCACGCCCCUCCUCGACCUCGGUUUCGCCCCGUUCGACGGGCCCGUGCCGGCCGACAUGGUGUCGUUGACGCACGCCGACGAAGGCACCUGGUGGCUGGUCGACACCAAGGAAGGAUGCAUCUAUCCGUACGGCACUGAGUUCGACAAGAACGCAGACGAGGUCCCCCACGACCAGCAGUGGCGCGCGGUCGACCCGGUGCCCAUUCAGGCUUACUUUGACAAGAUCCAUGCCCAGGUCGGCAACUUGGAGGUGGUGCCGGCGCCCCGCUCGGGCAAGUGGGAGGCCAGAGUCGUGGAGGAGUACACCGAGGAGGGCCAGUUUGCGUUGUUUCUGCCCUCCAACAAGAUUUCCCGGCUGUCUGUGUAUGCCGCGACUUUCAACGGCACUAAGCUGGCCACCAGGUACGGCAAGACCUGCGUCCAAGACCCGAUCUUUGCCGACGUCGACACCCAGGACGAGGCCUGCCUUAACUUCAACGUCUUCCGCACGCGGGGUAUCCCGCUGAGCCAGAAGACGCCCGUCCUGGUCUGGAUACACGGCGGCGCCUUCUACGCCGGCAGCUACCGCAGCUUCGAUGCCGCAGCUUCGAUGCCGCAGCUUCGAUGCCGCCUCUUUCGCCUCAUCGUCCAAGGAGCCAAUCACCGUGUGCUUCAGGCGAAGCCCAAUGAGGACGGAGUCAAAAGUCAUGACUGGAAGGGAAUGAACUAG
This is a messenger RNA of Colletotrichum graminicola M1.001, 1023 nucleotides long. RefSeq lists its product as uncharacterized. The transcript has 4 exons. The record is from RefSeq and is a predicted model, not a curated record. Bases 1 to 1023 code for a protein of 340 amino acids. Lineage: Eukaryota; Fungi; Ascomycota; Sordariomycetes; Glomerellales; Glomerellaceae.